Aspergillus fumigatus Af293 is the source of this 939-nucleotide messenger RNA. The record is from RefSeq and is a predicted model, not a curated record. NCBI's taxonomy places the organism in Eukaryota, Fungi, Ascomycota, Eurotiomycetes, Eurotiales, Aspergillaceae.
AUGGACUUGAUCGUUGAUACAGCUUCAACCCCCAGCAAGCUGACCACGCCCGCCUUGCUAGGCUUGAGGAAGCGGGUAGUUCCCGUAGAACCGCAUUCCGAAACGAGCAUCUUUGCUCCCCCUGCUUCUGUAUCUUCGUCCACUGCAUCCACCUGGGACCGAUCUCUGCGCGAGGUCUAUUCCAUUUCCGCCACCGCAGAAGUACAGGACAAGUUCGCAUGCGCCAACGCUCCGCCUCAUGCACUGCAGUUCCGGCAAUGGUUUGAAUCCGCAGCCUACCAGAGCUACUUGACCGGCUCUCCACAGAGAGACCACUUGAUCAGCCUCUGCCGCCUGAACGUCCAUCGAGCAAUCAACGAGAAUAUUACCAUGAUCGGGAUGACUCCCGAAUGGAUGAGAAGCGACGAUGCCGUCUCCAUCUUCAAUCUCCAGCAGCCCAGUUUUGCCUUAGAACGAAUUCCACCGAGCUUACGCCCGACCCCCAUCCAGCUGCAGGUCCCGCAUCACCCAUGGCUGGACUUCUUCCCGUUUCCCCGCAUGCGCGACCUUCUGAUUCUCGCAGGCGAUGCGUUCGAUGAUGAUGAGCUGUGCCAUGACCUGAUGGCAUUCUGGGAUACGAGGAACUCGGCCGCGACGCUGCUUGUGUGGGGCGACUCGUGGGAUCCAAAGAACUGGGAGGUCACUGAGAAAUUCGCGCACAAAUGGACGUGGAUGAUAAGAGACUCGCCUGAGCUGCUGGCCUCGACCAACUUCUGGAGGCGAUCCCGGGGAGAAAAGCCUUUAGAUUGGAAGCCACCACCUGUGAGUAAGCGGCCAUGCCGCAGGGAGCCCAAUGGCUCAAAUUUAAGAUUGACCAACGCCAAACUCCAGUUUUCCAAACCCACAUAUACAUGCCAUAUCGUACACUUCAUCCAUGAAACCACCACCACCACUGCAUAA